CGAAUAGCUGUCUAUUAAUGACAGAAGUGUUCACUUAGUAUUUAUUCGGUAUUAACUUAUUUACUCAUUAUACUAUGGCUACAACAAUGUUUAAGUUAUCAUCAGCGAUAAUAAAUUCAUCAAAAAACUAUCGCUAUGUCGUCGGUCUCAUCAAUAAAAGUCAUUUCACUACAACAAAUGUCACGCUGAGGAAGGAGCGGGAUACAUUCGGCGAGUUGGACGUGCCCGAUGAUAAAUUGUACGGCGCGCAAACCGUUCGAUCUGUUAUGAAUUUUCCCAUCGGCGGUAUUGAGGAACGUAUGCCGUACCCAGUUAUCGUAGCUUUUGGAAUUCUCAAGAAGGCUGCCGCUAAAGUUAAUGUUGAAUUUGGUCUGGACAAGAAGCUUGCGGACGCGAUCAUGCAGGCGUGUGAUGACGUCAUAUCCGGCAAACUAUACCGCGAGGGUCACUUUCCUCUCGUCAUUUGGCAGACUGGUUCCGGUACUCAGUCUAAUAUGAACACCAAUGAGGUAAUAGCCAAUCGAGCUAUCCAGAUACUGGGAGGCAAAUUAGGCAGCAAGGACCCCGUUCACCCCAACGACCACGUGAACAAGUCUCAGAGUUCCAACGACACUUACCCCACUGCGAUGCAUAUAGCAGUGGCUAUGGAACUGAGGGACCGCCUCAUGCCUGGCCUCGUGGCUCUGAGGGAUACCCUGGAUGCCAAGUCCAGGGAGUUUGAUAAGAUCAUCAAGAUCGGCAGAACCCACUUAAUGGACGCCGUACCCUUAACCCUCGGUCAAGAGUUCAGCGGCUAUGCCACUCAACUAACAUAUGGCAUAGAGAGAAUCGUAUCAACGUUGCCAAGACUCCAUUACUUGGCACUAGGAGGUACUGCCGUCGGUACCGGUCUGAAUACUAGGAAAGGUUUCGCUGAGAAGUGCGCUAAGGAAAUUGGCAAUCUUACUGGCAUCCCAUUUGAGUCCGCCCCGAACAAGUUCGAGGCGCUCGCGUGCCACGACGCCAUGGUGGAGGUGUCGGGCGCGCUCAACACGGUGGCCGUGUCGCUCAUGAAGAUCGCGAACGACGUGCGCCUGCUGGCGUCCGGCCCGCGCUGCGGCCUGGCGGAGCUGCUGCUGCCCGAGAACGAGCCCGGCUCCUCCAUCAUGCCGGGUAAAGUGAACCCAACUCAAUGUGAAGCUCUCACAAUGGUGGCGGCUCAGGUGAUGGGCAACCACGUCGCUUGCACCAUCGGAGGAAGCAACGGACACUUUGAAUUGAAUGUCUUCAAACCCAUGAUUGUAGCUAACGUUCUUAGAUCUAUCAGGCUUAUUGGUGAUGGCUGCCAGGCGUUCAACAAGAACUGUGCGGUUGGUAUUAAAGCGAAUGUAAACCAAAUUAACAAGAUCAUGAGAGAGUCUCUCAUGUUGGUGACCGCCCUCAACCCGCACAUUGGAUAUGAUAAGGCCGCUCAAAUCGCAAAGACGGCUCACAAAGAAGGAGGUACUCUUAAAGACACCGCUAUCAAACUAGGAAUCCUAACCGCUGAACAAUUCGACCAAUGGGUGAAGCCCGAAGAUAUGUUAGGACCUAAGUAAGACAAGAUCAACAAAUAAAAUUAUAUGACAAUAGCUUUAUAUAUAAAAACUGCGAAGUUUGUCUAAGGUCUAAGAUGUGCCACUUGACAGAAUGUGUAAUUCUAAUAAAGUACAGUAAUAAAUUUGUAUACUUAAUAAUUGAUGUAUGUACGACUCAAAUGUUUUAUAUUAUUUAAUGUUACUGCCGAAACAGUAUGAUUUCAAACAAGUUCUAUAAUGUGUUUUAAUAUAUAAAAAAAUAGUUUGUUAAUAUAUUACAAUUUAUAUAACUAUAAUUUCAUUUUUAAUUAUUUCAAGUAAUCUUUGAAAAUAAACAACAGGAAUUUAUAUUUAAUAAUUAUACAUGUAUUUAUAAAGCUAUUAUUGUAUAUGUUGUAGGAUGUAUGAAGUGAUUAAAAACUUAAAUUAUUUGAUGAUUAUUGUUUAAAAGUAUUUUGUUACAAUAACUGUCCCAGUUCUAUGGGAAAAUGAACUGAAUACUUACAUUUGAAGAUAUGACAAAACUAACAAAUAUAACAUUAUAUAGAAUGUCAACAAAAGGUUGAACGAAAUGACUGGUAAAUGUUUAGUUUAAAUAUCAAAUGAUAACAGGCAACAAAAUGUAGAACUAACACAGAAAAUGACAGACGAUUUUUUAAUUUUCAAUUAAUUUUUUUUUUAAUAUAAAAAAAAACAACAAAAUUACUAAUUUAGCCUCGAGCAACGCCUUAAACAAACAAAUUUUCACACAUAAUAUUUGUAACAUCUUGAAAUUAUUUUUUUUGUUAAAUAACAGUUUAAAGGAUUUCUGCUUUCUAUGGAAAACAAUUUACAAAAAUAAAGGGUCGGUGCAAUUAAAGUCAUACUCAAUAUCAACUAUGUUAUAUUUUUGCAACGGAAUUAAAUAAUAUUUAUAUAAUACAUCUUUGGUAAAAUAAAUACACAGCAUGUCUGGAAUGUAAGUUUUCAGUGAUUAAGAUUUUGGAAUGUUUAUUUACAUGUAUACAUAAUUGUUUCAUUUAUUAAAUAAUAAAUAAUGUUCAAAAUA
Molecule: messenger RNA, 2604 nt
Organism: Melitaea cinxia (Glanville fritillary)
Lineage: Eukaryota; Metazoa; Arthropoda; Insecta; Lepidoptera; Nymphalidae
Product: fumarate hydratase, mitochondrial-like
Exons: 10
Coding region: 75-1577 (500 amino acids)
Biological process (GO): malate metabolic process; fumarate metabolic process; tricarboxylic acid cycle
Cellular component (GO): tricarboxylic acid cycle heteromeric enzyme complex; mitochondrion
Molecular function (GO): fumarate hydratase activity
Source: RefSeq, a predicted model, not a curated record